Messenger RNA from Staurois parvus, 296 nucleotides. NCBI's taxonomy places the organism in Eukaryota, Metazoa, Chordata, Amphibia, Anura, Ranidae. The record is from the annotation of a GenBank genome assembly.
ACUUGCGCUUUGUGAUUGGUCCGGCGGCUUCUGGGAUCUGUCAUGUGUCCCAGGUACCGCCUUACCAUUCACAAAAAGCACCGCUUCUUGCGCAUGCGCACUUGGCACCCGGCUGUCAUGCCAAGCGCAGACACUACAGAAGCCGGAAGACAGCGCGCCGCUGGAUAGAGGAACAGGUAAGGUCCCGCUGCAGAGCUGAGCGGCCAGCCCGGUAUUCUGACACAGCGGCGGUGGAAAUACCGGACCGGCCGCUCCAUAUUCGCUCCAUAAGACACACUAACAUUUACCCCCCUUUU